Messenger RNA from Sardina pilchardus (European sardine), 4685 nucleotides. It is a transcript of the gene nherf1b, whose product is annotated as NHERF family PDZ scaffold protein 1b. The transcript is spliced from 6 exons. Gene Ontology annotation, biological process: protein localization to plasma membrane. Gene Ontology annotation, molecular function: signaling receptor binding; protein-membrane adaptor activity. Lineage: Eukaryota; Metazoa; Chordata; Actinopteri; Clupeiformes; Clupeidae. The record is from RefSeq and is a predicted model, not a curated record. Gene Ontology annotation, cellular component: apical plasma membrane. The coding region runs from base 456 to 1607 and encodes 383 amino acids.
GUGUCUUUUCUGAAACAGAGCAGCGAGAUCACCGUCGGCUUCUGUCAACACAACGCAGUCGGGGCGUUUUCUCCGCGGCUAAACCGUCAGAAAAAGUGACACAUAGCGACGGACUGAAGUUUCCUUGCCUUUUUCGAGUGUACCGGGUGACCAAAGGGAUCUGCUUCACCGACGACGCACUGAAACCGAUCCGUGGGGACAUUCUGGCGUGUUCUCAAACGCACUUAUAAAUCUCAAGCAGCCUACUUUUAACUUCACCGGACGCGGCGACCGUCUGGUUGGUAUGACUCCAUCGUGUCCGUGAUCUAGGCGCUUUUUUUUGGAAACAUUUGGACACAACUUGGACUCAGGAUUCCUUGUGGCGGAAACUUUUCCGAGAAGGGAGCAAAACAGCGCAGUAGCAGCAGCAGCAGAAGCAGCAGCAACAGGUUGAGCAGUUGAGAGGCGAUAACAACAUGCCGAGCAGCAGCCAAGACCUGCGCCCCAGACUGUGCCUCCUCGACAAGGGGGACAAUGGUUACGGGUUCCAUCUCCACGGCGAGAAGGGCAAAACGGGCCAGUUUAUCCGGUUAGUGGAGCCAGACUCCCCCUCGGAGGUCUCGGGGCUACGGGCCGGCGACAGACUCGUGUUCGUUAACGGCGAGAACGUGGAGAACGAGAGCCACCAGCAAGUCGUCUCGCGGAUACGAGCCACCGCGGGCAAACUGGAGCUCAUCGUGGUCGACGUGGAGACCGAGCAGCUGUUGCGAAAGCACAACCUCCGGUGCCAGAAAGAGUUCGUCACCGAGGGCAUCCCGGUUCCCUCGUCCGACUCGCGCUCGAACGGCGACGCGGAGGAGAAAGUGUCGAGCGCGUCGGAAAACGGCGGCAGCACCCCGCGAGAGUCGACACCGGUGCCUGACAACAACGGCGAGCUCGUGGUCCCGGAGGAGGAAGAGAAGAAGGAGAAGAAGCUGAGCGUAAGCUCCGAGAAGGAUGUGAAGAACGCGCUGCGGCCUCGUCUGUGUGUGAUCGGGAAGGGUCAGAGCGGCUACGGCUUUAACCUGCACAGCGAGAAGACCCGUCCUGGACAGUAUGUCCGCGCAGUGGACCCAGACUCACCUGCGGAGAGAGCAGGCCUGCUGCCCAAAGACCGCAUCAUCGAGGUGAACGGGGUGAAUGUGGAGGGGAGGCAGCACUCCCAGGUGGUGUCUCUGAUCCGCUCUGGAGGAGACGAGGCCACUCUGCUGGUGGUCGACCCCGACGCUGAGAUCUACUUCAAGAGAUGCAGAGUCACUCCUACACUGGAGCACCUCACAGGACCCCUUCCAGAGCCAGUUACCAACGGAGAUAUGGAAGACAAGGCGAAUGGAAAAGUAGCUGAGAAGGCGGAGCCAAAGGUGUCAGUCAGUCCGUCUCCGUCCAAUGCGUCGUCUAACGCCUCCCUCUCCACCCCGCCCACCAGCACUCCCCCUCCAGAGGUGAGUGAGUCGGCCCCCCCAGGUGAGAUCCCUGCUCUGUCGAUGUCGCUGAAGCAGGUGAAGGAGCUGGCGCAUCAGAAGCGCAUGCAGAAGAAGGCGCCCGCCAUGGACUGGAGCAAGAAGAACGAGCUCUUCAGCAACCUCUAGGCCAUCGGCACACACACACACACACACACACACACACACACACACACACACACACACACACACCUAUAUACACAACGAGCUCUUCAGCAACCUCUAGGCCAUCGGCACACACACACACACACACACACACACACACACACACACACACACACACACCUAUAUACACAGAGACACACACACACACACACACACACACACACACACACACACACACACCUACGUAUAUACACAGAGACACACACACAAACACACACUCGGACACACACACACACACACAUCUAUACACACACACACACACACAGAGACACACAUACACACACACACACACACACCUAUACACACACGCACACACAGACAGACACACACAGACACAGACACACACGCACACACACACCUAUACACACACACACACACACACACACUUACAUUCCUGCUAGGAAGGAUUUGAGGUGAUUAAAUCUUGAAAAGGGUGAAUCUAAGCAUAUAAAGUAUAUAUAUAUAUAUGUAUACAGAUCAAUAUUGUAUUCAGAAAAGUUUUAAUUUUACUAACAAAAUUUAGAUGCGUCAGUACAGAAAAAAAAAACAAUUAUUUUAGAGACGAUGUUUGUCUUGUAGUGUGAGUGGAAGAAUGUUGAAAAUGUCCUUUCUGUCGUGACCCAGUUGGAGCGAAAUGUGGAUGAACUUUGUGUUUGGAUGCUUCUGAUUUAAAACUGAGCGUGUGUGUGUGUGUGUGUGUGUGUGUGUGUGUGUGUGUGUGUGUGUGUGUGUGUGUGUGUGUGUGUGUGUGUGUGUGUGUGUGUGUGUGUGUGUGUGUGUGUGUGUGUGUGUGUGUGUGUGUGUGUGUGUGUGUGUGUGUGUGUUUAUUUGUUUCCACAUGGGAUGCAUCAGUGUGUGUGUGUGUGUGUCCCUGCUGGUCAGAGAGCUCAGUGCCUGGAGACUAGAGAUGGUGAAGUGUGUGUGUGUGUGUGUGUGUGUGUGUGUGUUGCACACCCCCUUCAUUUGUAAUUUAUUUCCACUGAGUGUAGUUCGGACGGGGAAUUAAUGGCAGUUAACAUUUCACUUUUAAGGGACCAAAACAAUCAGAUAAAUAUGUUUAUAAGGGCACAAUCAGUCUUACCUGUGUGUGUGUCUGUGUGUGUGUCUGUGUGUGUGUCUGUGUGUGUGUGUGUGUGUGUGUGUGUGUGUGUGUGUGUGUGUGUGUGUGUGUGUGUUCCUUCAGUAGGUGUUUGUUCUUGGUUGGCAAUCUGAGCUGUCUAACCUGCUGGGAAAAAAAAAAUAAUGCCAAAACAGAAGCUCUGAAUAGCACACACACACACACACGGUGGUGUUUUCCGGAGUAUUCCGUUCCGUCACGUAGAAUCUGGGAUGUAGAGGCCAGCCGAGAUCUCCGCUAGUAUCAAUGCAAUCGUCAUGGUAACCACUAAAGUAGUUCAUUUUCUCGGAUGAGUUCCGUUGUUUUAUGUCCCAUCAGAGAAGGCCUGAGUGAGAGCUAACACACACACACACACACACACACACAUCGCCGUCGAGUGAGCCGCCAGGGUUAGUUCUGUGCCCACUCCCACCAGAGCCGAAAUAAUACUCAACUGACAAGCACGUGACACACACGUGAUCCUCCUGAGCCAUCGCUGACACACACACUUGCUCCCCCUGAGCCAUCGCUGACGCCAGUAGAACUGAAUGAUGAUGUAGCAGGUGGUGCCGACAGGGUGUGUUGAGAACAACGCAGUCUUAGUGACGGAACCUGGGCAGUGGGCAGGGGUGUGGACGACACUCAUGGCGGCGGUGAUGUAUCGGCUCUUAAGCAGCUCUGCGUUUUAUUCGGAUGAAGUGUGGAAAUGAAGGAUGCCGGUCGGGGUGGUUUUAAGAGAGACAAUUCCAUUGAUCUGUCAGAGAGAGGAGAAUGUCGUCUUCGACAUCACUGCGUUUUCUAUUGUCGUUGUUCAAGUUCAAGGGUAACCUAGGCAACAGGGCGGCAGACAUUCCAUUUAGAAUGUAAGGGACAGCAGUCCUUUGUGAUGUCACAGAUGACAGAAGUGCUGUGUUCCAGACAGAAUUCCUCCCUUCCAAGCUCUCUCACAGACCCCAGACCUGCCCGAUGGGUCGCUGUGUGUUGUAGCUUGUGUGUGUGUCUGUAGGUGUGCAGGUGUGUUGAGAGCAGAGCGCGCUGUAGGUGUGCAGGUGUGUUGAGAGCAGAGCGCGCUGUAGCUUGUGUGUGUGGCUGUAGGUAUGCAGGUGUGUUGAGAGCAGAGCGCGCUGUAGGAAGGUAGGGCCGUGUGCAGAAGAGGACUCUGGACCCACAGGGCCUCAUUUGGGGGAUGAAGUCUCCAGCUCAGUGCUACUGUAGGGCUCAGAUCAGGGCGGCCUUCACUUCACAAGACUGAGGCAAAGUUUUGAUACAUUGGGAUAUUGUUCUGGUUGUGUGUGUGUGUGUGUGUUGAUUUUUGUAGGAAAUGAAGUGAAUUGUUUGUGUGCGUGUGUUGAAUUAACUGAAAACUGGAACUGGACCAGACUGAAGCCACUGUGAGAGGGUGGUGUGUGUGUGUGUGUGUGUGUGUGUGUGUGUGUGUGUGUGUGUGUGUGUGUGUGUGUGUGUGUGUGUGUGUGUGAGUGUAUGAGAGAGAGAGAGAGAGAGGGCAAGAGCUACAGGCAUCGGACAGGGACUCCUUCAUCUGCCGUGUGUGUGUGCGUGCGCGAGUGUGUUUGUGUAUGUGUAUGUAUGUGUGUGUGUGUGUGUGUAACUGUGCUUAAUUUCUUUUGGUUUCACACACACCAUGUGUAUUGGGAAAGCUAUCAAUCCAGCUGUAGCCUUGCGUCACAUGACCAUGAUGAUGAUGAUAAUGAUGAUGAAGAUGACGAGGGGUUCGUAAUUUACCUGUGAGUUCUUAUGAAGCACACCUGUCUGUCUUUGUGUUGAUUUUUUCUACCUGGGACCCGUCGCCACAGUGAUGCUUUGACCCCUACCACUCCAUGACCUUUCCCCUUUGACCCCCAGCCCUGCGUUGCGUUCUCAUUGGCUCAUAUGGAUGCUUGUGUAUGUGUGAUUCUUACAGUAAUAAACGUCUCAGAUCAUCACAA